Molecule: messenger RNA, 1007 nt
Organism: Gossypium raimondii (Peruvian cotton)
Lineage: Eukaryota; Viridiplantae; Streptophyta; Magnoliopsida; Malvales; Malvaceae
Exons: 2
Coding region: 204-833 (209 amino acids)
Source: RefSeq, a predicted model, not a curated record
UUAAAAUUAUUGGUGUAUCAAAUAUUAAUUCAUAUGGUUAUUUAAAUUAAUAAAAUUUUAAUUUAAAAUUAAUUAUUAUUUAAUUUAAUAAAUUAUUGAAAAAAUAUGUAGUUAAAAUCAGUGAUUUGGAAAGCAAAGGCGCAUAGCAAGGGACCAAGCUUGCAUCCGGCCGGAAGAAAGAAAGGAACAAAGAAACUUGCAUAAUGCGACCGCCAUCUCUACACUGCAAUUUCUUCUCAUCUCUCAAACAGGUUGAAAAAAGAUUGAAACUAGAAGAAGACCAACCAGAUUCAGGACAACCCCAUGUCCCUACUCAAUCUUUAAGCACCCCAUUUUACCUGCACUUAACCCACCCUUCCAACACCAACAUAACCAACAGCGAACCCCCUCAAGCUUUCAUGUCUUCUUCACCUCAGUCCGUUUCUACAAAUGAAACCCAACCUCAGAUUAAUCCCCCACAUUCCCCCACAACAAGCAAAGACACUGAUGAUAUCGAAUAUUUGAUGCAGCUUUUGGGUUUAUCGGAUAAUCUGGGAGAAACCCAGAAAAGAGAGAAGCACAAAACUGUUGUGGGUGGAGGGAAUUCUUGUGGAUGUGAGUGUGGAUUUUAUGAGAAGAUUGUUGGUGUUAAAGGGCCAAAGUGUGACAAAGAAGUGGAAAGACUGGAAGGUUGGAUUAGAUAUUUCUCCAGGAAUGGUAGUGAGCCAUUGAGGUUGGCUUUCUUGCUUAUGGCUAAAGCUGCUUUUGAGAGUGCUGAUGAUUCUGGGUUUCAAACCCUGGAGUUUCCUUCAAUUAUAGAUGAAUUUUUAAAGAUUGACCCUCCUAAAGACUGACAGUCUGAGACAUUACUAGGAUUCUUAUUCAAUGGAUUUUCUUCUUUUGCAUAUCACCAUUUAAUGUCAGAAGGUAAUGGUAAUAUAAAAAUACUUUCUUUUGUUUUGGACUAGCUGAUUUAUAAUUGUACAUUUUGCUUGGACUUGCUUUUAUAUAUACUUUUGAUUGGUUAA